AUGCCAUUUGAAGAAGAGGUGUAUGUAGAACAACCUUCUGGUUUUCUUGCGAGAAACCGAGAGCUAAAGUUCUACAAGUUGAAGAAGGCAAUGUACGGUUUGAAGCAAGCUCCAAGAUAUUGGAACAAAAGGAUAAAUGAUUUCUUAAAUAAGUUUGGCUUCAAUAAAUGUGUAUCCGAUCAUGGUGUGUAUUUGAAGACGGAUACAAGUGAAAGAGUAAUUAUCCUUUGUCUAUAUGUAUACGACUUAUUGAUAACGGGAAGCAACAAAAAGUGCAUUUCUAAGUUCAAGUGUGAACUUAUGAAAGAAUUUGAAAUGACUGACCUUGGCCUCAUGACAUACUUCCCUGGAAUUGAGUUCCACAAGCCUAAAAUGGGACUUAUCAUGCACCAAAGAAGGUAUACAGUUGAGAUAUUAAAGAAGUGUGAAAUGGAGAAUUGUAAUGCGUCCAUUACUCCGGUUGAACCGAGGCUACAGUUGUCAAAAAGUGAGGAUGAGAAAGAUGUUGAUCUAACUCAGUGUAGGAUACUGAUUGGAUCCUUGCAUUAUUUGUGCAAUACACGACCAAACUUGGUGUUUAGUGUCAGUGUUGUGAGCAAAUUCAUGGAGAAACAAAAGGUGUCUCACUUGGAAGAAGACAAGAGGAUCCUAAGAUACGCCAAAGGAACAAUUGGAUGCAGAAUUUUCUUUCCCAAAGUGUACAUGGGCAUAAGAGGAAAUUUUUUCGGUUUUAUCGAUCCCAAUUGGUGCGGAGAUAAAUAUGGUCAAAAGUCUACAAAUGGAUACAUCUUUAUGUUUGGUAGAACGUCAACCUCAUGGUGUUUGAAGAAGGAACCGGUAGUUGCACUCUUGUCUUGUGAGGCCGAGUACAUUGUUGCUUCUUUAUAUGUGUGCCAAGUCGUGUGGCUAAUAAAUCUAUUGAAGGAGCUAGGAAACAAUGACGGUGAUGUUGUUACACUUAUGAUUGAUAAUGUUUUCAUGAUUAAUAUUUCUUAG
Messenger RNA from Lathyrus oleraceus (garden pea), 996 nucleotides. RefSeq lists its product as uncharacterized. The record is from RefSeq and is a predicted model, not a curated record. The transcript has a single exon. Lineage: Eukaryota; Viridiplantae; Streptophyta; Magnoliopsida; Fabales; Fabaceae. Bases 1 to 996 code for a protein of 331 amino acids.